Messenger RNA from Siniperca chuatsi (mandarin fish), 1337 nucleotides. It is a transcript of the gene snrnp40, whose product is annotated as small nuclear ribonucleoprotein 40 (U5). NCBI's taxonomy places the organism in Eukaryota, Metazoa, Chordata, Actinopteri, Centrarchiformes, Sinipercidae. The record is from RefSeq and is a predicted model, not a curated record. The transcript is spliced from 10 exons. The coding region runs from base 28 to 1071 and encodes 347 amino acids. Gene Ontology annotation, molecular function: protein binding; RNA binding. Gene Ontology annotation, cellular component: catalytic step 2 spliceosome.
UUGCUGUUUCUUGUUGACUAACUCGGGAUGAUUGAACCUAAGAAGAGAGUGGCGGAUAUGGCGGUGGUUCCUACCGCCGUGAAGCGGCCCAGGACGGAGCUGGUGGCGGCGGCUCAGUCUCAGCAACUCGUGGCCAUGGGUCCCCCUCGCAGCUCCAGCCUGCAGGCUCCCAUUAUGCUCAUGUCUGGCCACGAGGGCGAGGUCUACUGCUGCAAGUUUCACCCCAACGGAGCCACGCUGGCCUCCUCAGGAUUUGACAGGCUCAUAUUGAUGUGGAAUGUGUAUGGAGAUUGUGAUAAUUAUGCCACUCUGAAGGGCCAUAGUGGAGCAGUGAUGGAGCUGCACUACAACACAGAUGGCAGCCUGCUGUUUUCGGCGAGCACAGACAAGACUGUAGGUGUGUGGGACAGUGAAACAGGUGAGAGGAUCAAGCGUCUGAAGGGCCACACCUCCUUCGUUAACACCUGCUACCCGGCCCGCCGAGGGCCCCAGCUCGUCUGCACCGGCAGCGAUGACGGGACAGUCAAGCUGUGGGACAUUCGUAAGAAAGGGGCGAUCCACACUUUCCAGAACACCUACCAGGUGCUGGCUGCAACAUUCAAUGACACCAGUGAUCAGAUCCUGUCAGGAGGCAUCGACAAUGACAUCAAGGUGUGGGACCUGAGGCAGAACAAGCUGAUCUACAAUAUGCACGGCCAUGGUGACUCAGUAACUGGACUCAGCCUGAGCUCUGAGGGAUCAUACCUUCUCUCAAACUCUAUGGACAACACAGUGCGUAUUUGGGAUGUUCGGCCAUUUGCACCCAAGGAGAGAUGUGUGAAGAUUUUCCAGGGCAAUGUACACAACUUUGAAAAGAAUUUGCUGAGGUGCUCCUGGUCUACUGACGGCAGUAAGAUAGCUGCAGGGUCAGCUGACAGAUUUGUGUAUAUCUGGGACACCACAUCACGCAGAAUCCUGUACAAGCUGCCUGGCCACGCUGGCUCUGUCAACGAAGUGGCCUUUCACCCAGAGGAGCCUAUAGUGCUGUCUGGCGCCAGUGAUAAACGGCUCUACAUGGGAGAAAUUCAGUAGGGGGUGUGUGUGUGUGUGUGUGUGUAAACUUGGAUGAGUGUGAAAGUGUGUGUGUCCUGCAUUUGAGGGUCCUGCUUUAGAAGUGUAUGGGUGGUGUUCGACAGUGAGUUAGGAAUCUCUGUAAUUUCAUGUGCGUCAGCUUGUCACAGAACAACCUCAGGACAUGUGUUUGAAGUUUAUUAUGCUCAGUCACAACAACCUCCAAAAUGACUUGUUUUUUUAUCCUGAUUUGUUUCUUUUUAAUAAACUUCAGUAUUCUGUAAAAA